CAACUCUCCGGCUCACACACACGCACACACACACACACACUCUCUCUCUCUCUCUCUCUCUCUCUCUCUCUCUCACGGACAAGUUGACAAAGAAAGUUUCCAAACUCCAUAACCCCCAACUCCCCCCCAAACCAAACGAUGGACCAUCCUUCAGAUGGACAUCAUGCCUCACUCCGAUCGUUGACUGCCCAUUCGUCGUCAGGUUCCCUCGGACUGUCUUUAAACAAAAACGGGCCUUCUACAUACAAAGCGUCUCCUCCCCCUCCUCCUCCAAUAUUACCGAAUCGGCAAAUCGGUACAGUCGCAGCCUCGCUUCCGCCUCUCAAUCUUCAAUCGAACAAUAACAAUAACAUUAACAACAGCAACAGCAGCAGCAACAGCAUGGACACUAUCGAAUGCGAUGCCCACUUGCAGCGAACACGCCAACAGACUUGCUCCAAAGUGACAGAAGUUUGUCGCUCACUCUUGUUUGCUGCCACGUCGUUACACGCCGCUGUCCGACGCUGCUUGACAUUUGAUAGCGGUCUCAAUUCGAUGUUAUCACCGGCUUUUAUUCAGUCAACAACUGCCAGUGAACGCCUUACGAUUGUAUUGGAUCGACAGCAGCAACAGCAACAGCAAGAUGACGAACAACAACAACAACAACAGCAGCAGCAGCAGCAGCAGCAGCAGCAGCAGCUUGUAAAAUUAGCCAUCGCUUGCACUCGAGCACUCAAAGAACUCUGCUCAGUGCUGCGCCAAAACACAGCCACAUUGAUACAAUCAUUAGAUGUCAAGUUUGCUCGUCAUAUACUGGUAAUGGUGCAUACAACGGCCGUAGAUAUUAAGGAUGUAUGGCGUGUACUAUCACGCCAUCAGCAACAGGAACAACAACAGCAACAACAGAAAGUGCCGAUGCGCGGGCGCUCACACAGUGACCACACAACUAGUACACCCACUGGGAUGUCGAUGGGAUCACCCAUUGCAUCACCAUCGGUCGACGAUCGAUCACAGUUAUACGCUCAUUUGAAACUGGCUGUUACACACUCAUUGCACGUAACCGAGCUAUUGAAACAAUCCAUUGUGGAAACUCUGGCAACGGAAACUUCAUCCGUGCUGGCUACCAAACUCCGGGACUUGGCACGGCAGGCACAGGAUGCAGCCGAACGAGCCAUGAGGCUGGAUAAUAAUUUACAGAUUGUUACCGCCGCGGCUGCUGCUGAUGAUACCACAUCACGCAAAGGAUUCUGGCAGGAUACCAAUCAAUAUCUCAAGGUAAUGGUAUCGGUCAUGAGCUCGGUGCGAUCAAUAUCGACACAAGAGGUUUUCAACUGGCCCAAACCGGUCAAACAAGGGUGUCUACAAGUGACUCGCGUUACGGCUGAGGUGGCCAAAUUAUGGAACCACUGUAGCGCAUUUGUAGACGAUGGUUUUUAUCUGGGUAAAAAAGACAGUACGCCUCUCACUGCAUCGACGUCAACCGCGAGUACUACCACCACCACCACUACUACUACUACCGAUACUACUACUACUUCUUCUCCUCGCCGACUGACUGCCACUACUACUUUCCCUUCAGAUGCUCUCAAUGUGAGAGGAGAUUUAUCGUCAUCUGCACCAUCCCUAUUAUCCGACAAAACCAAUAACAAUGACAUUCAUAAUACCAAUAGUACCAAUAACACUACAUCAUCUUCAGCAUAAUUUUUGCCAUUAGCAUCUUAAUCUCUAUAUCUCCUCUUAUGCUUUCCUUGAUGGGAAGGCAUACAUAUAUCCUUCCAUCCACCUUUUUUAUGAUGGGCGUCGUGUGGGUACGUGAAGUUAUACAAAAAUGUCGAUAUUCUCCCUCAUAUGUUCUUCUUUUAUGCGUUG
Molecule: messenger RNA, 1845 nt
Organism: Zychaea mexicana
Lineage: Eukaryota; Fungi; Mucoromycota; Mucoromycetes; Mucorales; Lichtheimiaceae
Exons: 3
Coding region: 139-1677 (512 amino acids)
Source: RefSeq, a predicted model, not a curated record